This is a messenger RNA of Ogataea angusta, 2487 nucleotides long. RefSeq lists its product as uncharacterized. Gene Ontology annotation, biological process: double-strand break repair via synthesis-dependent strand annealing; reciprocal meiotic recombination. The record is from RefSeq and is a predicted model, not a curated record. Gene Ontology annotation, molecular function: DNA translocase activity; hydrolase activity, acting on acid anhydrides; ATP binding. Gene Ontology annotation, cellular component: nucleus. NCBI's taxonomy places the organism in Eukaryota, Fungi, Ascomycota, Pichiomycetes, Pichiales, Pichiaceae. Bases 1 to 2487 code for a protein of 828 amino acids. The transcript has a single exon.
AUGACAUAUAAUAGAAGGUUUAAGAUCUCGCCCGACAACGAGCUCGGCAUCGGGGCAGGAAUCUCCCCCACGCUGAAGCGAAAGCGUCUGUACGAGGACCCGUCACAGAAACUCUGCAAGCCGUUCAAGAGCCCGAUACUGGUGUCUUCAGCUGUCUCGGCUGCUGGUAGGCAAAUCCGCACAGCCCGCGCCAACGGUCCACAAUCGUACGCAGAAGUUGGCCAGGAGAACAUCCCUUUUGGAUCCACGAAAGACGAUGACGAGCAGUAUGGACUGAACAAGAAAAAGGGUGCGCUAUUGCCUCGCAAUGUCUUUAACUCCAUGGACGAGACGAACAAAAUUCUGACGCGCAAGUUUAGGGCUCCGGUCAAAACGAGUGCCGACAACGAGUACGAGCUGACCAACGCACAGCCGCCGCCGCCUCUGGGAAACAGAAAACGCUUGUACUUCCCUCCCAAGCCGCUGCACGAUCCGCUCGGAGAGUACGCCAUCGUUCUGUACGAUCCCACGGUGGACGUGAUUCCCGGCAUGAAAGAAGAAGAAGAGGCUGCUCUGGCGGCAGCAAAGGCGGCAGCUGCUGCGGAAGAGCCACAGAAACCUGCAAAGUCUGCACAUAAGUCGCUGAACGAGAUUUUGGGGAUCAGUACCCGUCCAGAGGAGGAAGUCAUGAAACAGUUCCCGAACGUCCCCGUUGUCAUUGAUCCGAAGCUCGCCAGAAUUCUCAGACCCCAUCAAGUGGCGGGAGUAAAGUUUCUGUAUCGCUGCACGGCAGGACUCGUGGAUGCAAGAGCCAAAGGGUGCAUCAUGGCUGACGAAAUGGGUUUGGGCAAAACACUUCAAUGCUUAACCCUGAUGUGGACGCUUCUUAGACAAGGACCACGAGGCAAGAAAACAAUCGAAAAAUGCGUCAUUGUGUGUCCAUCGUCGCUGGUGAAGAACUGGGCCAACGAGAUCGACAAAUGGCUCGGAAAGGGGACACUGAAUUCUCUCGCAAUGGACGGCAAAGGUUCCAAAGGAGCGGGCGAUAUGGCCGAGGUGUUGAGGCAAUGGGCUCGUGCCAAAGGACGAUCCAUUGUCAGACCUGUCCUGAUCAUCAGCUACGAAACACUUCGUAGAAACGUGGAGAAUUUGGAAGGAACAGAGAUUGGUUUGAUUUUGGCAGACGAAGGCCACAGACUCAAAAAUGGAGACUCCCUCACAUUCACGGCCUUAAAUUCUCUAAACUGUGAACGCCGUGUGAUUCUGUCUGGUACUCCUAUCCAAAACGACUUGUCAGAAUACUUCUCCUUGCUGAACUUCUCCAAUCCAGGGGUUUUGGGUUCUCGCGCACAAUUCAGAAAGAACUACGAGCUGGAUAUUCUUCGUGGCAGAGAUUCGCUUGCCACUGAAGAGGAGCGGAAAAAAGGAGACGAAAAGCUUCAGGAGCUCACUGAACUGGUAUCACGUUUCAUAAUCAGAAGAACAAACGAUAUUCUGUCGAAAUAUCUGCCAGUUAAAUAUGAAUACGUUGUGUUUUGCAACCUGAGCGAGCUCCAAUCAAAACUAUAUCGCCAUUUUGUCACUUCUCCAGAAAUCAACAAGCUGAUUAGAGGCUUGGGGUCCCAACCUCUCAAAGCCAUUGGCCUGCUUCGAAAACUGUGCACACACCCUCGUCUGCUUGAUUUACCGAGCGACAUUUCUGGAUCCGAGAAUAUUCUACCAAGUGACUACGACUUUGGGAACGGAAGAAACAAAGACGUUCAAACAUGGUACAGUGGCAAGUUUGCCAUGCUAGAGAGGUUCCUUUUCAAGAUUCGCAAAGAAACAGACGACAAAAUCGUCCUUAUUUCCAACUUUACACAAACAUUGGACCUAAUAGAGAAACUUUGCAGACAUCAUAGGUUUGGAACGGUGAGAUUGGACGGAUCACUGGGAAUUAACAAGCGCCAAAAGCUGGUGGACAGGUUCAACGAUCCGAACGCUGAGGAGUUUGUUUUCUUGCUGAGUUCCAAAGCAGGAGGGUGUGGUAUAAACCUCAUUGGUGCCAACAGACUGAUUUUACUGGAUCCCGACUGGAAUCCUGCCAGCGACCAACAAGCCUUGGCAAGAGUUUGGAGAGAUGGCCAGAAGAAGAAUUGUUUUAUUUACCGAUUUAUUGCGACGGGCACUAUAGAGGAGAAAAUCUUCCAGCGUCAGUCAGCCAAAAUGGAGCUUUCGACAUGCGUGGUCGACUCCAACGAAGACGUGGAAAGACAGUUCUCCAGCGAAAAUUUGAAGCAGUUGUUUUUGUACAAUGAUCAAACGCCCUGCGAAACCCAUGAAACUUACAAGUGCAAGCGUUGCCAAAGCGGAAAGCAGAAAAUGAAAUCUGCUGCGAUGUUGUAUGGAGAUGCUACCACAUGGAAUCAUAUCGACCAUGACGAUCUGGCACAGAAUGAUGAUUUCUUGAUGCAAAAUGAAUCUCAGUACGACUCUGUCAGCUUUGCGUUCGAGUAUAUCUCACACUAG